This is a messenger RNA of Guyanagaster necrorhizus, 375 nucleotides long. RefSeq lists its product as uncharacterized. The transcript has 2 exons. The annotation marks the transcript as partial. NCBI's taxonomy places the organism in Eukaryota, Fungi, Basidiomycota, Agaricomycetes, Agaricales, Physalacriaceae. The record is from RefSeq and is a predicted model, not a curated record.
CGAUCAAAAAGAGAAGAUAAGUCCUCCAACAGUAGCCGUGGUACCAGCAACGCAGAAACAUCGUUCAGAGAUACAUUUGGAGCUACCCCUGUGAAGCUGGGGUACACUCUCGCUGAGGAGACUGCUAGCCAAGCAAGUACUGAUUUAUCAUCACUUGCUGUGUCUCAUUGGAAUACUGAUACAGGUGCUUCUCGUCAUAUGACCCCUCACCGACAAUGGUUCCGACUCUAUGCUCCACAUGUCGUUCCCAUUCGUCUUGCAGACAAUUCAGUCAUUUAUUCAGCAGGGAUUGGGUCAGUAGUAUUGGAGCCAGAGAUUCAGGGGGAGAAAGGCUCGGUGGUGGAACUUCUUGACACAUUACAUGUACCAGCAUUG